CAAGAGUGGGACCGUAAAUAUUUCUUAGACAAAGUGGGAGUUUAGUUUGGGCAUAGGGGAUUAGGACUUUUCAGUUGAGUGAGGUAUCGGAGUUCGAAAAGCUGUGCAAUUCCUACAAUCACCUCAGCCUCAGAUAUGGUUAUCCCACCUCCAGUCAGGCCUCCCCGGAUUACAAAAUUUCUCAAACCUUAUGUUCUGAGGAUGCAUUUUACCAAUAAGUAUGUGAGUGCCCAGGUGAUCCACACCCCAACUGCUACUGUAGCCUCUUCUGCAAGCUCACAGGAGAAAGCCUUGAGAUCAAGCUUGGAAACUAGUCGUGAUGUGGCUGCGGCUGCAAAGAUUGGGAAGAUACUAGCUGAACGCCUUUUGCUUAAGGACAUUCCUGCUGUUUCUGUUCACUUGAAGAGGGAACAGAAGUAUCAUGGUAAAGUUAAAGCGGUUAUUGAUUCUCUCAGGGAAGCUGGUGUAACGCUGCUUUGAGUUAUUAUUGUGGGUUUAGUUGUACUUGAGAGAGAUCAUCCAGCUUGUUGGACCUUGUUUUCUGGAACCAAAAAGGAUAGAAGGUUUUGUAUUAUUUCAGUAGAAAAUAAGAAAAUUUAACUGAGGUGCUCACUUUUAUUUUUAAAUUAUCAUCAUAGCAGCAAUUUCAUUUGGGUUCUCUCUCUCUCUCU
Messenger RNA from Gastrolobium bilobum, 671 nucleotides. RefSeq lists its product as uncharacterized. Gene Ontology annotation, biological process: translation. Lineage: Eukaryota; Viridiplantae; Streptophyta; Magnoliopsida; Fabales; Fabaceae. Gene Ontology annotation, cellular component: ribosome. Gene Ontology annotation, molecular function: structural constituent of ribosome; 5S rRNA binding. Bases 136 to 480 code for a protein of 114 amino acids. The transcript is spliced from 2 exons. The record is from RefSeq and is a predicted model, not a curated record.